UUAAAGCACAGAUAGAGAAGCCUAAUGCCUUUAUUUUUCUGUGGACAAUAAAGGGAAAGCGUAUAGCUACCAAGUACAAAUGGAGAAAAGUAAGAGCAUAGGUGUUAGAAAAGGUGCAUGGACAUAUGAAGAAGACAAGUUACUUAAAGCUUGUAUUGACAAGCAUGGUGAAGGAAAAUGGCAUUUAGUUCCACAAAGAGCAGGAUUGAAUAGGUGCAGGAAAAGUUGUAGAUUGAGAUGGUUAAAUUAUUUAAACCCUUCCAUCAAUAGAGAAAGUUUUUCUGAGGAUGAAGUUGAUAUGAUUCUAAGGUUACACAAACUCUUAGGAAACAGAUGGGCAUUAAUUGCUGCAAGACUUCCUGGUAGAACUUCUAAUGAUGUGAAGAAUUAUUGGCAUACACACUUGCGGAAGAAGAUGAUUUCAAGAAAAUUAGAAGAAAAUAAAGCAAAAGAGAAACCUAAGGAAACCAUGAAAGCUCAUGAAGUUAUAAAACCUCAACCUCGAACUUUUUCAUCUCAUUCACCUUGGUUGAAUGGGAAACAUACUUUUGUAAAACCAAUGGUGACAUUUUCAACUAAAGAUGCUAGUGUUGCUCCAGAUAGUAACAUAGAGAGUACUAUAGUACCAAUUAAUGGUGAUGGAGACUCUGCUGCACCCCCAUCUCUUGGAAACUCUACACUCUCAGCCAUGUGGUGGGAAAGUUUGUUGAUUGAGAGCAAUGACAAAAUUGGCCCAUGCCCUUUAUUACAAGAGGAGAAAAAUUCCAUUUUAGAGUGGCAAAAUAUUGAAAACUAUUUUAUUGAAGGUCCCAUUAAUGUAGGUGAUUGUUAUUGGGAUUCUAGUCUUUGUGAAUUUGAUUCUCUUUUAGAUAUUUUAAAUUAGGUUUUGAAUUUUAUUGUGCAACAAAUACAAUUAAAUCUAUGUACAAAAUAAGUUUUUUUUUUUUUUAUCAUAGAUUCCAUUGUAUUUGUAUUUUUUUUUAACCAAAAGUGAUUAUAUUAAAUGUAGUCAUUCUCAA
Molecule: messenger RNA, 1019 nt
Organism: Vicia villosa (hairy vetch)
Lineage: Eukaryota; Viridiplantae; Streptophyta; Magnoliopsida; Fabales; Fabaceae
Product: transcription factor MYB1-like
Exons: 3
Coding region: 80-883 (267 amino acids)
Source: RefSeq, a predicted model, not a curated record